Kwoniella shivajii is the source of this 825-nucleotide messenger RNA. RefSeq names its product phosphoribosylformimino-5-aminoimidazole carboxamide ribotide isomerase. Gene Ontology annotation, cellular component: cytoplasm. The record is from RefSeq and is a predicted model, not a curated record. Bases 1 to 825 code for a protein of 274 amino acids. Lineage: Eukaryota; Fungi; Basidiomycota; Tremellomycetes; Tremellales; Cryptococcaceae. Gene Ontology annotation, biological process: L-histidine biosynthetic process; L-tryptophan biosynthetic process. The transcript is spliced from 7 exons. Gene Ontology annotation, molecular function: 1-(5-phosphoribosyl)-5-[(5-phosphoribosylamino)methylideneamino]imidazole-4-carboxamide isomerase activity.
AUGGCCUCAUCUUCUCAACCUAGACGACACUCGCAAUUUCGACCUUGUAUAGAUUUACAUCAAGGGGUAGUAAAACAGAUUGUAGGUGGAACGUUGGAUUUGGUCAAUGAGGACGGUCAAGAUAAAGGUCCCAAAGAGAACUUUGUAGCUACUCAUCCUCCUUCAUUUUUCGCGAACCUGUACAAAUCAAAUGGGCUGACAGGAGGACAUAUAAUUAAGCUUGGUCCAAACAACGAUGAAGCCGCUCAAGAGGCUUUGACGAGUUGGAAAGGUGGGAUGCAAGUUGGCGGUGGAAUCAAUGAGGAUAACGCAAGUGAAUGGCUGGAGUAUGGUGCUGAAAAGAUCAUAGUGACUAGCUACUUGUUUCCUUCAGGCAAAUUUGAUGAAUCUCGCUUGAAGAGAAUAUCAGAUAAAGUAGGUAAAGAUAAAUUAGUCGUUGAUAUCAGUUGUCGAAAAAGGGAGAAUGGCUGGAUAGUAGCUAUGAAUGGAUGGAAAACACUCACAGAUAUGUCCGUGACUGCUGAAUCGAUAAGAUUGAUUGAACAAUACUGUUCAGAGCUUUUAAUCCACGCUGCAGACGUAGAGGGCUUAUGUCAAGGAAUAGAUGAAGAACUGGUCACUAAAUUAGGUGAAUGGGUAAACAUACCCACCACUUAUGCUGGAGGCGCCAAAGAUAUUUCAGAUCUCCAAUUAGUGGAUCAACUGUCAAAUGGGAAAGUGGAUCUGACAUUUGGUUCAUCACUCGAUCUAUUCGGCGGUACAGGUGUAUCAUUUGCAGAACUCGUUCAAAUUGAUAAAUUGGCAAAAGAACUUUCCAGACAGUAG